Molecule: messenger RNA, 934 nt
Organism: Neomonachus schauinslandi (Hawaiian monk seal)
Lineage: Eukaryota; Metazoa; Chordata; Mammalia; Carnivora; Phocidae
Product: sodium-dependent phosphate transport protein 2C-like
Exons: 8
Biological process (GO): intracellular phosphate ion homeostasis; sodium-dependent phosphate transport
Cellular component (GO): apical plasma membrane; brush border; vesicle
Molecular function (GO): sodium:phosphate symporter activity
Source: RefSeq, a predicted model, not a curated record
AUGCCGAAUGCCCUCACGGGUGGCCAGGUCCCCCCCCUUACUCUGGACACAGUUGGCCUGGUGGACCGGAGUCUGGGAAAUGCAGGGACCUCCGGUUCUGCCCCAGUCUUGGAAGAGGGGGAAAUGGACCCUUGGGCCCUCCCUCAGCUGAAGGACACUGGCCAGUCCUGGACAGAGCUCAGCAUGGCCAACAGGGUGCUCCGGGUGCUCAUUGGCUUCCUCAAGGCCUGUGGGCUCCUGGGCAACCUCUAUCUUUUCAUCUGCUCCCUGGACAUCCUCAGCUCUGCCUUCCAGCUGCUGAGCAGCAAAGUGACUGGAGACAUCUUUAAGGACAACGUGGUGCUGUCCAACCCUGUGGCUGGACUGGUCAUUGGCGUGCUGGUCACAGUUCUUGUACAGAGCUCCAGCACGUCCUCCUCCAUCGUGGUCAGCAUGGUGGCCUCCAAAUUGCUGACCGUCCAGGCGUGUGUGCCCAUCAUCAUGGGCGUCAACGUGGGCACGUCCAUCACCAGCACCCUGGUCUCGAUGGCACAGUCAGGGGACCGGGAUGAGUUUCGGAGGGCCUUUGGCAGCUCGGCGGUCCAUGGGAUCUUCAACUGGCUUACGGUGCUGAUCCUGCUGCCCUUGGAGAGCGCCACAGCCCUGCUGGAGAGGCUCAGCGCCCUGGCUCUGGGCUCCGGCAACCUGCAGCCCGGGGGGCAAGCACCUGACAUCCUCAAGGUGCUUACAAAGCCUCUCACACACCUGGUCGUGCAGCUGGACACUGAUAGGAUUGCAAGCAGUGCUGCCGGCAAUGCGACGAACAGCAGCCUCAUUAAGCGAUGGUGCGGCACCAGGGAGGUGAUGACUCCGGGGAACAGCAGUGACUGUGGAGUGGCCACUUCCGGCCCCUGCCCUGAGAACAACAGCUCUGUCCUGGUGGAUCAUCUGCCCU